Acytostelium subglobosum LB1 is the source of this 3522-nucleotide messenger RNA. RefSeq lists its product as hypothetical. Gene Ontology annotation, molecular function: protein binding. The record is from RefSeq and is a predicted model, not a curated record. The transcript has 4 exons. Gene Ontology annotation, biological process: regulation of transcription by RNA polymerase II. Bases 1 to 3522 code for a protein of 1173 amino acids. Lineage: Eukaryota; Evosea; Eumycetozoa; Acytosteliales; Acytosteliaceae.
AUGUGCGAAUCUGACGAUGAUGUUGAUGACGAUCGCCAAGGAACGCCACCACCUCCAUUCUCCCUCGAUCUAAUCACCCUCUCAAUGCCAGUGAUCACGUCCGACUCUGGUUUGGAUGGCAUCGACCUCAAUGACAUCAUACAUCAAUCAAAGCUCGUUAGCGUCAUACUACCAGAUGAGCCAACAGUACAAGACGCCCCACCACAACUCACAAAGACACCUGGCACACCAAAGAUGCCGGGUACACCAAGGGCACCAGGUACCCCAAAGGCACCGGGUACACCCAAGGCACCAAGCACACCAAGACAGAAGGCUGGCGCCAGUAGUGCUAGAUCACCUCGACCGGCAUUACCCGUGCCUCAGCUCACUUUGCAACCACCACCAUCACCAGGCAACCCUUUGUACGCACAUCAUCACCAUCACAUGCCAAACGAACGCGAGUACAUUCAAAGAUAUCGAUUCCUCAAAGCGAAUGAGUCGGCGCUGAACCAGCCAUCAUACCGCGAGCUCACCGAUGAGAAGCAGACAGCACCAUUCAACAAGCCUACCAACUAUAUCAUCUACCAGGGCAAGUCGGUGGAGGAGCAGGACGAACAAGUAGAGUAUGACAUGGACAGCGAGGAUGAGCAGUGGCUCGAAGAGUACAACGCCACGUCCAAGACCGUCUUCACCGAGGACGACUUUGAAGAGGUCAUCGAUCGUUUGGAGAAGGAGACCUUUGCAUAUAAACAAUCGAUUGGAAGCGACAUGUUUCCACACUUUAGCGCACACGAGGCGGAGGAUGUGUGCUCGGUGUGCUUCGACGGUACAUCGGAUGACACCAACCAGAUAGUAUAUUGUGAUGGUUGCGACAUUGCGGUUCAUCAAGAGUGCUAUGGCAUUGUACUAAUACCCGAGGGUCAUUGGUUCUGUCAGAAGUGCGAGUCUGCAAACAAGGACAACAUUACAUGUGCACUAUGUAAGAAGUCAAGCGGUGCACUCAAACAGACUGUUGAUGGAGAAUGGGCGCAUUUGGUGUGCGUGUUGAACAUGCCAGAGAUUGGUCGACAGGCAAUCACUGGAUUUGGCAAGGACAAGAUGGGACCGACAAAGUUGUUCUCAAUGAUACCCAAGCAGAGAUUUAAGAUCAUGUGUACAGUCUGCAAGAAGAAGGGUGGAGCAUGCAUUCAAUGUCGAGAACGCAACUGUGCCGUGGCCUUCCAUCCCUACUGCAUCAAGAGACAGCAGAAGGAUAUCCUGAAGGACAGUCCCACGCCAUUCCUGAUAUUCUGUUCCAAGCAUGUCAAGGGACAUCACAAAGGAAAGGACACUGAGGAUACCAUCAAGCCAACAUCACAUUCAAACAAGAAGAACAAGAAUGACAAAGACAACGACGACGAUGAGGAAGAAGAAGAAGAUGAUGACGAAUGUAGUAGUAGCAGUAGUAGUAGUUUAGAGGAAGAAGACGAGGAAGCAGAAGAAGAGGAAGACGAGGAAGAGGAGGAUGAUGAUGCCGAAUACCAAGCAUCAACAACAAAGACAUCUAAAGCAGAUUCAAAACUAGCGACAACAAGACAUAUAGUACAUGAUGGUGUACAAUUGAAGAGGAAGAGAGGACGCCCAUUCAAGGACCCACAGAAGCGACUGUGGCUGCAGUACGAACCAGUUGAUCCAGACACGGCCCCACUCUCGCCACCACCACUGCCACAGCUAAAACUACCAUCACGGCCACAACAGCAUCGACAGCAACAACGACUAUCAUUCAAGAAGCGAGGACAACAACAGAAGAAGAAGGCUGGACGACCAAUGGUACCAAUCAAACAGACACCAUCAUCAACACAAUCAUCACCAAGUAUGAAGAGAGUGCUAAAGAAGAAGAAGGUGCGAGCAUCAAGGAACGCACCAUCAGUGCCCACCGCCGAGGAGUACGAGGACGAAGAAGAGGACGAGUACAAGGGCAAAUCUACCACCACUACAACCACAACUACCACCACUACUACCAACGCCACAUCAACAACAAACAACAAAGGGAAGAAGCAGCGUGAGAGUGCGAGCGAACGAAAGAGAAUAGCAUCACUGGCCAAGGCAGAGACGACAACGGGCAUCACAGCAAAGAAGUCCGGCCUGAUAUCACUGAAGAAGGCGCUCAAGCUCAUCAAGAACCACCCGGCCGCGUUCGUCUCGAGCGUCUACGAGUUCUGGGUGAAGAAGCGCAUCAGCAGGAGCGGCCUGCCGAUCAUCAAGCGCUUCCAACCCUCCAUCCUGUACAGUCUGCGUCCGACGCUGCACACGCUAGAGUCGGGCGAGAACACCAUCUCUCACUUCAACAACCUAAUCUACAUUCGCAAGGACCUGGAGCGCGUGCGCACCAUUCUCGAGGUGAUGCGCAAACGCGAGAAGUCCAAGCGCGACCAGCUUCGCAACAUGAAGCAGAUCAUCGACCUCUUUUGCCACACGGACUAUCACUUCUUCCAGUCGACGAUCGACGCCCUGUCCAGUGUGGAGCAGUUCUCGCACUUUGUGCUUCCAGUCUCUGAGGCGCUGGCGCCCGACUACUUCACGGUGGUGGCCACGCCCAUGUCAUUCUCUGACAUCAAUCAGAAGAUCACACUCUAUGACUAUGACGACGACAGCGAGCAGUUCUUCAAGGACCUCCAGUUGGUGUGCUCCAACGCCAAGCUCUACAACAACCCCAAGUCCACUGUGUACAAGGCUGCCAAGCAUUUGGAGGACGUGGUGACCAUGCUCCACGAUCAGGAGAUGACCAUCUCUCAAGAGCAGCUUCAACAAGAGAUACAGCAUGUACUGCACCCCAAGAGCAAGAAGUCUACGGCGACGACACAAACAUCCACUCCAUCCAAGACAAUCACACCUGUACAACAGAUGAAUGGAAGGCGGAAGGGUGCAGCUCAGCCCCAUGCAUCCCCAGCCCCACCUCUCCAGUCCAGCAUGCGUACGAGGAGCAGCACUGGUAACAAGGCAGGCGUCGUGGAUACCGCAAGUGCAAACACAAAGGCGACUGAGGAGGUUUACGUGCCCAAAACACCAACCCUACUCAAGCCUCUGUCAUCAAUGCGAAGGAAACAUCGAUUGCAAGCCAAGGCGAACAACAUAUUGACGAACAUCUCAGACGAGCCCGAUACAAACGCCAACCACGAAGACGACGACGCUACCGCCCCCCUCCUUCCACCUUUGCCAACACUCCCAUCAAUCGUCACUGGAUCAUCGAGCAGCAGCAGCAGUUUAGGAGGCGAUAGCAGUGCCAACAGUAAUGGUGGACCAGUCCAUUCGGAUUCUGCCCAACAAGCACCUCCACCCUUCGUACCAUUUGUAAAGAAGCUUCGAUCACCCAAACCAACAUUGCCACUGCCGCCCACAGCAGCAGCAUCAGUGAUCAAGAGGCGCGUGAAGCGGAACUCAUUGUUCCAUCAACAGGACUCCAUACUGCAGUUCUGUAACAUUAGUGGAGUCGAGGAUCUGGAGAAAGCGUCACAACGGACUCCCACCGCUUCUUCUGGCGCCACACCUGGCAAACACAGAUGA